Messenger RNA from Trachemys scripta elegans, 593 nucleotides. RefSeq names its product histone H2A-beta, sperm-like. Bases 169 to 582 code for a protein of 137 amino acids. NCBI's taxonomy places the organism in Eukaryota, Metazoa, Chordata, Testudines, Emydidae. The transcript has 2 exons. Gene Ontology annotation, molecular function: structural constituent of chromatin; DNA binding; protein heterodimerization activity. The record is from RefSeq and is a predicted model, not a curated record. Gene Ontology annotation, cellular component: nucleosome.
AACACUUCUCUCUCUGGGCAGCAGGAAAAAAACUUUCAUUGCUUUUUCUACCUGCCAUCUGAAUUUACCGGAGACUCUUGAUGGGCUGUGGUUUUCCCUUGACCGGACUUCUAACCAGCUGUCUGACUCAAACAGGCUCCUUCUUCAAGAGAGAACAUUGAUGUUAGGAUGUCUGGACGCGGAAAGAAAAAUGUGAAACCGACAACUGCCUCGAAGACAACCAAGUCAGCGAAGGCUGGUCUGCAAUUCCCAGUGGGUCGUGUCCACCGGCUUCUCAAAAGAGGGAACUAUGCUGAGAGAAUAGGUGCUGGCGCUCCGGUUUACCUGGCGGCCGUGCUGGAAUAUCUGACUGCUGAGAUAUUGGAACUGUCAGGAAAUGCUGCUCGUGAAAACAAGAAAAGCAGGAUUGGGCCACGACACAUCCAGCUGGCCGUGAGGAAUGACGAAGAGCUGAACAAGCUGUUUGCUGGGGUGACCAUUGCUGAAGGAGGAGUUAUGCCCAACAUCCUUCCAGCUCUUGUUCCCAAGACCACAAAGAUGCCUAAGCAAGGACUAAAAGAUGGCCAGUCACAGGAAUUCUAGUAACAGCUAGU